Messenger RNA from Camellia sinensis, 650 nucleotides. RefSeq lists its product as uncharacterized. The record is from RefSeq and is a predicted model, not a curated record. Lineage: Eukaryota; Viridiplantae; Streptophyta; Magnoliopsida; Ericales; Theaceae.
GUUACGAGACUAGGGUUUAGUGACUUGUGUUGCGCGAAGAUCCUGUCGAUCGAUCUCCUCUGCCUCUGAGAGCUAUGGCGAAGAACAGAAACAAGAAGAAGAGAAAUGAUUCAACAGCUAUGGACAUCGCCUCCGAUCAAACGGUCUUAGAUCUCCCUCAAGCAAUGGAUACGUCAGAGUCUGCGGCUCCAAAAGCACCUCUCGGUACCUCUACUAUCAAGUUAAAAAGGGGAGUACAGAUGAAGAGAUCAAAGAACGUCCGAAAGAUGAAAGCCAUGGCAAAAGCCGUAUCUAAAAAUGAGAAAUCCUUGGAGAAAAUUUUGAAGCAGGAAAGCAAGACAUCCAGAACACAAUCUGCCAAAAAACUGUAUGAUUGAGUGACUUACUGCAUCUUUUCUGUAGAAUAGGCUUAGAAAAAGGAUCAUCAUUUUUGAGGUUUCCAUACCAACUUUCUAUAAAAAUUGUUUACUAUGUUGAGUAUGAACAUCAUUUUUAGCUUAAGCUUGAUUGAAUAUGUGCAACCUGAAUUGACUGUAUUCAGUUAUAUAACCAAUAUUCUCGCAAUUCACUAUAGGAUGUGGGUUUUGGUUAAUUUCAUGUGUGAUAGCAUCCUAAUUGACUAUAUUCAGUUAUAACCAAUAUUCAAACAA